Messenger RNA from Brassica oleracea var. oleracea, 922 nucleotides. RefSeq names its product pathogenesis-related protein 1A-like. The record is from RefSeq and is a predicted model, not a curated record. The transcript has a single exon. Bases 102 to 833 code for a protein of 243 amino acids. Lineage: Eukaryota; Viridiplantae; Streptophyta; Magnoliopsida; Brassicales; Brassicaceae. Gene Ontology annotation, cellular component: extracellular region.
UUCUGUCUCACAAAUUUUACCGUAAGAGUUAAUUAUACUUUUACCUAGAUUUAAGUAACUAACUCUCCGGUCAAAAAACUUGCAUUUUUCUUUAUUGAAAAAUGGAGCUUCGUAAACGGGGAUUACGAGCUCCGUUUAUCGUAUUCGUCGCCAUUGUGUUAUUCCUCUUUCAGUUUUGGGCCGUGACGGGCCAAAUUAAUCACAGCGAGCCUUCUACGCAGACCUCCGUUAACUCUUCGUCGGGGACAAGUACUCGCUUUCUCUCCUCAUCAUCACCACUAUCGUUAACCGGGAAACGAUCCUCAUUCAGGUUCAGGUGGAGGAGAAGACGACAUCAUCGUAACAAAGUAAACAGAGCGAGCAUUCAGUUUCUAUACGCACACAACCUCAUACGAGCCCGCGUGGGAGAACCACCGUUACAAUGGGACGGAAGACUAGCGGCGUACGCGCGUAGGUGGGCGAGACAGCGUGUUGGGGACUGUAGGCUUGUUCACUCCAACGGUCCGUAUGGCGAAAACAUAUUUUGGGCGGGACAGAAUAACUGGAGGACCAUAAAUAUCGUUAAAGUGUGGGCCGACGAGAACAAGUUUUACGACGUGAAGGCUAACACGUGCGAGCCGGGGCAAAUGUGUGGACAUUACACGCAAAUCGUGUGGAGAGAUAGCACGAAGGUUGGGUGUGCACGUGUGGAUUGCUCAAAUGGUGGCCUUUAUGCGAUUUGCGUUUAUAAUCCACCGGGAAAUUACGAAGGUGAGAACCCGUUUGGAAAUUAUGAAGACCAGAUUGGUCUUGUCCGGCAGGAUCCACCGGCGGUGGUCGUUACUCCAUUUUAACUUGAUGUCUUGAAAGCAGAGGACAUGGUAUGGUGGCGGCAGAAUCUAUUUUUAGUUGUUAAUUUUUCUUUUGCUCUGAUUCUUUUUAU